GUCUUGUAAAAGUGUAUAUUAACCAUUUUUAUAUUGACUAACCUUGUGAUAUUUGACUUUAAUUUCCAGAAAGUGAUUAAUUUACUUCUCUCUCUCUCUCUUUCUUUUGCAGACGCACAAGCCACGUAACUACGUAUCUGAAGAAAACUAUUGCUCUUUGUUCUGUACUUGGUUUCCUUGUCCGUAAAAAUCGGCUAGAUGGCGCCAUUGCUCCAUGCUGUAGCACAUAAAUUCAACAACUUGACCCCACUGACGUCAAGACGGUCUGGCGCAUCAAGGCCACUUUCAAAACCCCAUUGGUCUGAAAAUCACAUGACAAAGCGCCUUGAAUCCAUAAUUAUGUUGCUGAUAUUUUUCGCCCCCCCAAAAGAUGUCAGCGUCCUACUGUCCUUAUCCACUUCGGCAAGAAGGAGAUCGUUUUGAAACAAAAGGAAAACAAGGCAAGUAGCAAAAUGUCAUGCCCGAACAACGUGGCAGCCAACACAUUCCUGAUGGACUCGCUGGUGGGAAGAACAUCUCCUUACAGAGGUGAGAGCUAUUCUACUAACUCCGGAAUGUAUAUGCAAACGUCUGCAGAAUAUGGUUCCUCCAUGAUGGGUAGUUUUGGUAUUGUUGGUACUCCUCUCUACAAACGGGACGAUCUACAUCCGAAUGGGACGCAUCUCAUCAGUUACCAGCACUCACAUUACCUGUCGCAGCGGGACACUUGGAUCGCAGGCUCUAAAACUUACAGAGGCUCACAACCUGUUGCCCAGCCUUUGCACCCAUGCUCGUUUCCAGCCAGUAAUGUGAAAGAGGAAGCGAUUCCUUGUCUUUACCAGCCUGAUAUCGACAGCGCUAAAGAGUCCGCUGAGAAAUCCACCUACAUCCGUCUGGGAGACAAUAACAGCCACCCGAAUCAAAGCGCCGUCUCCACCCCCGACUAUUUCCGACGGAGCCAGGUGUACGCCAGUGAAAGGGGCCACCAUGGAGAUGACUUCGGCUCGGACUUUAACCCAAUACCCAGAAUAUCCACGCCUGUUGAAGCACUAGCAGCAGAUUCUUAUAUGAAAAGCAGCAAAGCAAGGCAGGACCCAGAAGACAAGGGACGGAAUACGCAGGAAGACGACAUGGAACAGAGACAGACUAGAAAAGAGGAGAGUGUCUCAAAAACAGACAGUUGUACUGAUGAUUCCGAGAGCGAAUUGAAAGAUGAGGCUAAAUUGGAAAAAACAACGGGUAACUGGCUACAAGCGAAAAGUGGACGAAAGAAGAGAUGUCCUUACACAAAACAUCAGACACUUGAACUGGAGAAGGAGUUCUUGUUCAACAUGUACUUGACUCGAGAGCGCCGUCUGGAGAUCAGCAAGAGUAUCAACCUCACAGACAGACAGGUCAAGAUCUGGUUCCAAAACAGAAGGAUGAAGCUAAAGAAGCUCAACAGAGAAAGUCGCGUCCCAGAGCUAACAGGCUAUAGCUUCAACUGAGCGCUUAAGACAGACAAAAGGAAAAAUAAGAAAUUACAUGCUAUCUCGCUUUUCCCACGUUCAGUCCCCUCUUUCUCUCUCUCUCUCUCUCUCUCUCUCUCUCUCUCUCUCUCUCUCUCUCUCUCUCUCUCUCUCCGUAUCUCUUUUUUUCUCAUUUCUCCCUUUGACUCCUUUUGACAGACUCAUAUACACACAUAUACAAAUACAAAAUAGCACUGGUCCACGACUUUUAAUGCAAAGGGACUGGAACAUCCUGCUAACAAUAUUACAUUUAGUUUACAUCCGAGCCUAAUUUAUCAUUGUUAAAUAGGCCAGAAUAAUAAUUGUAAAUAUGCCAGUAGCAUAAGAAAAGGAUGCUUGGUGCAAAUAUUCGUGGCAGAUUUGUAAUAAAAAAAAAAAAAAAAAACUUAUAUAUAUGAACGAGAUGUCUAUUCGAUAUCUUAGGUUAGUUUGUUUGCUGUCAGUGCGCUUGUCCUACAAUGCGCGCUCUGUAUUUUGCAUGCUUUGUUCUUUGACGUGUAUUUGUCAAUUUGAUGUUUAACUCGAGAGGCUGAUAAAUAAAACAGGGGGUGGGAAAAUAUAUAUGUCCUGGUAUGUCCUUCCCCUUGCAUAUUUUCUCCUGUAUUAUGUUGACAGAGAAAUUUUGGGUGAGGACAGGGAAGAGAGUCAGAAAGAGAAGUGGAUAGCACUUUCAGUAUGAGAGGGAGACCCAUAACGUUGAUUUAAAUAUUAUCCAGGUGACCACAGUAAGUCAAGGUCAUAAAAUUGUAAUGUCAUGACGGUCCUGGAAAGCGCUGGGGGUGGAUUUUAUGAUCUGCAAAUAUAAUGUGCUGCUGCAGUAAAGAUGCAUUAAAAGGUGAGUGGAGGAGGGCUAAUUCACAUACUCGGAACUGCAAUGUGCUGGCCUCACUGACGCGCUCUGCGGUCUGCCUGGCUGUUUUGGAACCAGGAACCUUUCAAUGUGGAGUAAUGGGACGCUAUGAUACGAUGGACUGAACACGGAAGGAUCCUAAACCUACAGCGGUGGAGAAUGAAUGAGUGGAUCCUAUGAGCAACGUUAAUCAGAUCGUGUGCAGAAGGUUCAAGCGCAUAAGGAAAUUGUGAACGUGAGGGCAAGGAGGACCUCAACGUUGCACUGUGAACUCUAGUUACAAUGGAGCGGAACCCAAGCGGUCUAGAACUGCUUACACUCGCCAGCAAGUCUUAGAAUUGGAGAAGGAAUUCCACUAUAAUCGGUACUUAACACGGCGAAGACGUAUCGAGAUUGCUCAUUCCUUGGUCCUCUCGGAGAGGCAAA
Molecule: messenger RNA, 2763 nt
Organism: Cyprinus carpio (common carp)
Lineage: Eukaryota; Metazoa; Chordata; Actinopteri; Cypriniformes; Cyprinidae
Product: homeobox protein Hox-C10a-like
Biological process (GO): regulation of transcription by RNA polymerase II
Cellular component (GO): nucleus
Molecular function (GO): RNA polymerase II cis-regulatory region sequence-specific DNA binding; DNA-binding transcription factor activity, RNA polymerase II-specific
Source: RefSeq, a predicted model, not a curated record